ACCUGCUCAGGGAGGGCAGUGAGCUCUCAACUGACACAGAGACAGCUCAUAACCUGACAUGCCAGCUUAAGCCUUACAUGCCCAUCUGUCUCUCUCUAAUAUGGAGCUACCUGUUUUAAUAGAUAACACACAACGAAGCAGGAUUUAAAUACGACCACCUUCAAUUGUGCCUCUGUGACAUGUGCUACCAAUAGCUCUCAUCUGCCUACAACCGAACACCUUGCCAUGAAGGACGGGGCUGAAUCUAAGGACCAGCAGCUCACGGUCGCCCUCCGGAUCCGGCCCAUAAAUGAGAAUGAGUUGGUGGAAGGAGCCACACUCAUCGCUCACAAGGUGGAUGAGCAGAUGGUGGUGCUAAUGGACCCUAUGGAAGAUCCUGAUGAUAUCUUGAGAGCCAACCGUUCGCGUGAGAAGUCCUAUAUGUUCGAUGUUGCUUUUGAUUACUCUGCAACUCAGGAUAUUGUAUAUCGCCUAACCACCAAAGGCCUGAUUGAAGGAGUAAUCUCUGGAUACAAUGCCACAGUAUUUGCUUAUGGCCCAACAGGAUGUGGAAAGACCUAUACCAUGUUGGGUACUGACCGGGAGCCUGGGAUAUACAUACGCACUCUCAAUGAUCUUUUUAAAGCUAUUGAAGAGACCAGUGAUGACAUGGAGUACGAAGUGUUAAUGUCUUAUCUAGAGAUCUACAAUGAAAUGAUUAGGGAUUUGCUGAACCCUUCUUUGGGAUACCUGGACCUGCGGGAGGACUCAAAAGGAGUUAUACAAGUAGCCGGGAUCACAGAGGUGUCUACUAUCAAUGCCAAAGAGAUAAUGCAGCUGCUGAUGAGAGGGAAUAAACAAAGGACCCAGGAACCCACUGCAGCUAAUAAGACCUCUUCUAGGUCACAUGCCAUCCUGCAGGUAACUGUUAGGCAGAAGAGUCGCGUGAAGAACAUCACCCAGGAGAUCCGAGUGGGCCGGCUCUUCAUGAUAGAUCUGGCUGGGUCUGAAAGGGCAUCUCAGACUCAGAACCGAGGUCAGCGCAUGAAGGAGGGAGCUCACAUCAACAGGUCACUGCUAGCACUUGGCAACUGUAUCAACGCCCUGAGCGAGCGAGUGGGUAACAAAUAUGUCAACUACCGAGACAGUAAACUGACCCGACUGCUAAAGGACUCUUUGGGUGGGAACAGCCGCACUGUGAUGAUCGCUCACAUCAGUCCCGCUAGCAGCGCCUUUGAAGAGUCCCGGAAUACACUGGCUUAUGCUGAUCGUGCCAAAAACAUCAAGACCAGGGUCAAGAGGAAUCUUCUCAAUGUCUCAUACCAUAUUGCGCAGUACACCAGCAUUAUUUCGGAUUUGCGUAAUGAGAUACACAGGCUCAAGCAGAAGAUUGAUGAGCAAGAGGUGAAACAGAUGAAAAAUGAGAAGAGUGACAUCCGCAACAUACAAGCUGAGGUGCAACUCCAUUCUUCUCCUUAUGACCGGAAAGAAAUGGACCAGCUGAGGGAGAAACUCAUUAAGGCCUUUCGGGAGCAAAUGGACAUUCGAAGGCAACUAAUGGAGCUUGAUAAUAAUAACAUGGAGAUACAGAUGGAAACGUCACGACACUUCCUUGUUAUUGCAGAUUGGGAGCAAGAGAAGAUGCGUCGUGUCAGAAAAUGGCGAGAGGAGCUCAGGAAAGAAACCUACGGUAAAGAUGACAGUGAGAAGGACUCAGACACAGGAGAUGACCAGUCUGAUAUAAUGGAACCUGUGGAGGUUACUACAGCUAGAGAGAAUAUUCACGCAUUGGUUGGAGACCAGAGCAAGCUGCGCAGGCAGAAGAUGGAGCUGGAAAAGAGAUUCAAAGACAUCCGUCAACGGGCUCGCAGGUUAGAGGAGGUUCUCCCUAAGCGCAUCAGCUCUGAUGAACAGCGAGAGGUGCUGAGCCUCCUGUGCAAAGUGCAUGAGCUAGAGAUUGAGAAUACUGAGAUGCAGUCCCAUGCCCUACUGAAGGACAACAUGAUCCGUCAGAAGAAUUAUGUGGUGCAGAGAUUUGAGCAGCACCGCAGCCUGUGUGACGAGAUCAUUCAACAGCAGAGACGGCUAAUUAAUGAUCACAACAUUGUUGUUCCUCAUCGGCUCGAUGACCUGUAUGAUCAGUAUCUCCGGGAGCUGGAAGAGGGCAGCCUUGACCGUUUCAGUAUUAUAGAUAAAGUGGCAGUCAAGGCCCUGAAGGACAGUCAUAGCUCCCUGCCGAAACUUCCCCAGAUCACAGCCGGAGAGAACUCCCAGGACCCAGACUCAGACCAGGAAAGUGUAAGAACAUUCGGGUCAGAUAACCGUCUGAUCCACAGGGAUUCCUACAGGAACAUUCUCCCACGCCUUAUGUCAGACACAGACAGUGAUACAAACAAAGUGUUUAAAACCAGCCCCCGCGCUCGCAAAUUUAAGAACUCUGUGGUUGUGACCCCGCCUCCAAUUCAUGUGAAUGGGAUGGUAAGCAAGGAGUACCCACAUCGUGACAGCAUGGCCAGCAUCAGUGGUCAACUAAACUCUUCACCUGACAGUACGGACCACCAGGUUCAUCUGACCCGCAGAGAGAAGAAGGAGAUAAUGACCAGUAUCAAGAGCAUUGCGGUAAAGGCUGCACGUCGCCGUUCCCGGGUACAUGACGGUGACCGCCCAAAGAUGCUGCAACCCAUGAAAGAGAGGAGCAACUUAUCUGUACAAUCUCUCAGUGAGAGUGAAGAUACUCCAUUCAGAGACCAUCAGCUGCCUGACUCUCCCCUCCAUCAUGCAGCCAGUGAGGACAACCUAUCUAGCAGUACAGGCGAGAUGGUCAUAGCCCCCGGCCAACGCAGGGAUUCACCCAGCCAUUGGCUACAUGCUCAGAAGAAGGGGACACAGAAGCUGGAAAAGAGAGAGGAAUCUCUAGAAAUGAAACGAAGAAAGAAACGGUCAAGGUCAUUUGAAGUCACUGGUCAAGGGCUUGUUCGACCUAAAAAUCACCUGUAUCGGAACCGAGCACUAGAGAGCAACUCUGACCACAAGAUUCAGGCUAAUGCUUAUCAAAUCCUUAACAGUCGUUUGCCUGGGAAAAUAGCACUCCAGAUAGCUCAGGUCAAACUCCCACAAAACCAAACAGGAAACACUAACAAAAUGGUGGAUGCGCAAAUUUCAGGACUCCAAGUUAACCAAGCUGCUGGUUCCAGAAAACCCAUACCUAACAAUUCUCGUCCACGGUUUAAUUAUGUCAAUGCAAAUACUACUGGGAAAGAGAGCAAAACCAGGAAAUACUGAAGGAAAUUGGAACUACGUGAAGGUAUUGGAUUGGAGCAGGGAAUAUUAUAAUGAAUGAGGCUGGAGCUGGUUACUGAAUCCAUAACAAACUGACUAUUUCUCCACAUGAAUGAUGACAAAGGCUACAGUUAACUUCGGAGAAAUCCUAAGACAACCAUUCAAUUUGUCAAUCAGUAUAAAUACUUUGUAAAUACAUUUUGUACUUCAACAA
Bombina bombina (fire-bellied toad) is the source of this 3472-nucleotide messenger RNA. RefSeq names its product kinesin family member 19 (gene KIF19). Lineage: Eukaryota; Metazoa; Chordata; Amphibia; Anura; Bombinatoridae. The record is from RefSeq and is a predicted model, not a curated record. Gene Ontology annotation, molecular function: ATP binding; microtubule motor activity; microtubule binding. Gene Ontology annotation, biological process: microtubule-based movement. The transcript has 20 exons. Bases 226 to 3261 code for a protein of 1011 amino acids.